AAUAAUUAGGAAGGGAAUUUGCAAUUCCGCGAGAAGCAAACUGAAAACUGUAAUUUGCUUCGGUUGCUAUGGAGAAGAAAGAAGAAGUUCCUAUUCGAAAAACAAUGGAGAAAAACGAAUUGGAAGAUUCAGUGGUCAGCAAAGUUGCAGAAGUGAUAUCAGCUAUAAAGAGCGCGAAUCAAGUCGAUCAAGUCAUUUCUUCGCUUCACUCCAUCGCCACCCUUCUUUUCCCUCUCGACCCUAAACUUCUCUCAGGUAGCAUCGAUGAGAGUCACAGAAAACAGCUUUUUGCUGUAGAGGUUCCUUCUUCAAAGGAACGAGAUGAUUGGUGGCAUGUCUUUUAUCAUGGACCUGCUUUUUCUACUCUCGCUAGAUUCUUGUUACUUGAUGUUGCUUCCAACUGGUUGGCUUGUUUCCCCUUUUCGGCACAGAAAUAUGUUUAUGAUGUUUUCUUUGUUCACGGAUUUGUCACCGAAGUGUUGCAAAUAUUGGUUCCUUUUCUCCAGCAGAACAGGAGCGAUGAUCUUGAUGUUAAUGUUGUCAUCUCAAAUUCGGAAAGGUUGCUUGUACUGUGCUUGCUUGAAAAUAAUGGAGUUCUUCAGAUAGCGAGAGAGUUUGGUGGUCUUUCUACAUCAAAAGGUUUUAGUGAUGAACGGAUGAAGCCAGAUAUAUCGAGGAUGGCACAAAUUGUUGUAUCGAUUCCUGACAAAGCUAGAAUGAACUCCCCGACUUCAUUGUCAUCACAUGUAUUCUUCAGGCAGAUUAUUGUCCAAGUACUCUCGCUUGAAGAAGAUAGAGAGGUGAUUUUGCUAGAAAAGAUAGACAACUCAGAUGAAAUGGACAAAAAUGGUGCACUAUUAUUCAUAGGGGAAAUGUUUUCUCGCAUUUGUCGCCGUGGUUCAGCUGAUCUUUUAUCUAGUGAAUUAGUACCCCGAGUUCUAAGGCUCAUCAACACCUGCUUAUCAUCAAGUAAGAGUUCUAUUACUGAGGAAUUGCUUGAGUCAAAACCAGAAACAAUGUUUUGGUUGAGAAUGAUGGAAUCAAUCAGGGAUCCUUAUACCACAGAAAGAAUCUCUGAACAGAUUUUGCAUAAGCUAGCGAGUCAACAAGCAAAUGAUGUUCAAGCAUAUUGGGUUCUGUGGCUGCUUUUCCAUAGGAUUUUCAGGCUUCAGGCUUCUGUCAGGUCCAUGUUUGUUGACAAAUUCCUGCUCUGGAAGGUAUUCCCUGUUAGUUGCCUGAAAUGGAUCCUUCAAUUUGCUGUUUGUGAAUGCCCACCUAGCACCUCUUUACUAGGACAAAACCGCCCAGGUCUUUUGAAGACUGUCCAACGUCUACUGGCAACAUGGUCUAAGAAAGAAUUUGUGCAAACAGCUCCUAUUGAACAACAGGCUUAUAUAACUGCUGCUCUUGGCCUUUCUCUAGAGACAAUGUCUAAAGAGGAAUUGGAUGGGAUGAAGGAGGCCACACAUUUGAUUCUUCAAGGAGUUAGUGGUAGGUUGGAGAGUCCUAAUCAUUUAGUUCGAAAAAUGGCUAGCAACAUUGCUUUGGCAUUUUCUAUGAUUAUCGAUCCAAAAAAUCCUUUGUACCUUGAUGAUAGCUGCAAUGGGGAGACAAUAGAUUGGACAUUUGGAUUCACCGACCUCAAGAAAGGGACACUAACAGCCUCAAGUUCUAGAAAAAAAGGUGUCGAUGAAACAAAUAUAUCUACAAUUUCAGUUUCAGAGAGGGAGUAUGAUUCCCUUCCCAAUAAAGAGAAAGGCAUUAGUUUAAAGGGCAAAAAGAAAUUAUUGGACUUCAAUAUGCUUGAUCCAGAUGAGAUUGUUGAUCCAGCAUCACUGAAUCUUGAAUCAGAUAUUAAUGACGAGGAUGAUGGUGAUGAUAGUGCAAGUGAGAACUCAUAUUCCUCAAGUGAUUCAUCUUUACAGCCAUAUGAUUUGUCAGAUGAUGACUCAGAUUUGAAAAGAAAACUUUCACAGUUGUCAGAUGUAGUUGCGGCUCUUAGAAAAUCUGACGAUGCAGAUGGGGUGGAAAGAGCUCUUGAUGUGGUGGAAAAGCUAAUAAGAGCAUCCCCAGAUGAACUAAAACACGCUGCAAGGGAUCUAACCAGAACUCUUGUUCAGGUCCGUUGCUGUGAUAUAGCUUUAGAAGGCGAAGAAGAAUCAACAGAAGACAAAAGGCAAAGAGCGUUAAUUGCCUUGGCAGUCACAUGUCCAUUUGAGUCACUCGACACACUACACAAUCUUUUGUAUUCACCUAAUGUAGAUAUUAGUCAACGCAUAAUGAUACUAGAUGUCAUGACAGAAGCAGCUCAGGAGCUUGCUGAAUCAAAAAUUACGAAACUUAAACACAAGACCAGUUCUCUUGUAUCAGUUGUUUCAGAUACCCGACCUUGGUUCUUGCCUAGCAGCACGGGGACUCCUGGAGCAGGUUCCUGGAAAGAGAUUUCAGGUACUGGCACUUUUUUGAAUUGGUCAAACAGCUAUGAGAGGGAACUACCCUCGAAACCUUAUCAGGUCAAGAAAGGGAAAACACGACGUUGGAGCCUGAGAUCGCCUUCUUCCGAACAAAAUCUGAUGGAGUGUUCUCAUAACAAGUUUCCCAUGUACGCUGCUGCAUUCAUGCUUCCUGCCAUGGAGGGUUAUGAUAAAAAAAGACACGGUGUUGACCUUCUUGGUAGGGAUUUUAUUGUCUUGGGGAAACUCAUUUAUAUGCUUGGGGUUUGUAUGAAAUCUGCAGCCAUGCAUCCAGAAGCUUCUGUGCUGGCUCCUUCCCUUCUGGAUAUGUUAAGAUCCAGAGGGGUAUGCCGUCACCAGGAAGCAUAUGUGAGAAAAGCUGUCCUUUUUGCAGCUGCAUGCGUAUUGGUUGCCCUUCAUCCUGCCUACGUAUCAUCUGCCUUACUGGAAGGAAAUGUUGAACUUUCCAAUGGCCUUGAAUGGAUUCGCACAUGGGCCCUUGAUGUAGCUGAUUCAGACACAGAUAAAGAAUGCUAUACGAUGGCCAUGACAUGUUUACAACUACAUGCUGAGAUGGCUCUUCAAACUUCCAGAGCACUGGAAUCGGCAAGAAGUUCAUUCAGGGCAAGUCCUACUCUGCGUUCUGAUGCAUCCAAAAUGACCGUUAAAAUUCCCUACUUAAAUGGGAGUUAGUGAUAUUAUUCUGAAUGGCUUCAUUUGUUUAGCCAAGCAUAUGAACUCCAAAUUGUGUUGAACUUCUACUUGCUACUCGUCCUUUUUUAUUUAACUUUUGAUCCAGUCCUUUUUGUUCUUUAAUUUAAAAUUGUAUAUAUUUUAGGCAUCUAGAUUUAAUAAUUUAUAAAUACUGAGGCAAAAUUUUGCUUAAUUAAUUCUCGCUAAAUGAGAAUGCGGCAUUGGCAAUGCCUAGGAUUGAAGUGGUGUAGUUAAUUGUACCAUAAAAUCGGCUACAUAUGAUUCAUUUUGUUCGUCUUGGUAGUGCUUUCCUCUUCUUCUGUACUUCUACUCCCUUUAGUGAGUCAUUAACAGGUUGUUCUUUUUGGUUUUGUUUGUGAAUGUAUCUGUUCUGAUAAUUUUGUUUCUUUGUGUAGUAUUUCGUAUCUAUUUAUGUGAUUUGUGUUUAGUUAUUCCCCUCCAUUUUCUAGGUUUAGCUUGCUCCUUAUUUUCUGUAUAUCUUUGCUUCUUCUAGUAGUGAUUGUCUAGAUUUUGAUUAAUCCUCCUUAUCGUCGGUUUGAUCCUUUGGAUGUAUUGUUUUAGUAGUGGCUUACAUUGUUUUAGUACACCCCUUCUUGGCUCUUUCCAUUUGUUUUGACUUUGCUGUAUAAGUGGGUUCUAUUUAUUACUCAUGUUAGAGCCUUUUAAGUUAGGCAAUUUCUCAUUACACUUUUAUCUAGUGAAGUGCACAUCUGAAAAUCUCAAAAUAACUUCAGGUUUAUUUCGAAAUACAUCUCCGUACGCAAUAAAUACUAUUUUUUGUCUAAAUUUAAUUUGAAGAUACAUCUUCGAAUAAAUACAAGAUUAAUUCACAGAUACAUCUCCGAAUUGACUUUUUGUCUUUAGUAAAUCAAGCAGCCACCAGAUACAUGCACAUGAUAUUAGUCAUGUGAGU
Molecule: messenger RNA, 4080 nt
Organism: Vicia villosa (hairy vetch)
Lineage: Eukaryota; Viridiplantae; Streptophyta; Magnoliopsida; Fabales; Fabaceae
Exons: 13
Coding region: 69-3146 (1025 amino acids)
Biological process (GO): protein stabilization; telomere maintenance via telomerase
Cellular component (GO): cytosol
Molecular function (GO): Hsp90 protein binding; telomeric repeat DNA binding
Source: RefSeq, a predicted model, not a curated record